CAAAACAAUCCGGAAAAGAACAAAGCUGUACGAUCCACACGUGCCACUUUCAAAACUUACUUCAAAACUACAGCAAUCGUAAACUGUGGUACUGGCAUAGGAGUAGACAUGUAGGUCAAUGUUUUUGAAUUUACAGUGAGAAAUAAACCCAUAGAUUUAUGAAUAGUUGAUAUUCAACAAGGGGGCCCAGACCGUUCAAUGGAAGAAUGAGCAAUCUCUUCAACAAACGGUGCUGGGAAAACUGAAUAUUGACAGAAAAAAGAAUGAACGUGGGCUCCAGUUUCACACCACGUAUGAAAAUGAGUUCCAAAACGGAUCACAAACCCAAACGUAAGCGAUGAAACUAUGAAACUCUUGGAAUAAAACAUAGAUAUAAAUCCCCCUGGCUUUAACUACACAACAGUUCCUUACAUAUGGCAGCAAAAGCGCGGCCACAAAAGAAAGGGGGUGGUGGAAAGAGGAUAAGUUGUACACCAUCCAAACCAAAAACUUUUGUGCAUGAAAGGACUCUGUCUAGAAGGUGAAAGGACAAAACGCACAGGAUGGGAGAAGCAUUUGCAAAUCACACAUGGGAUAAGGGUGUAUUCUCCAGAAUGCAUAAAGAACACCUACAAGUCAACAAUGAAAGCACGAACGUACAACCCAGUUAAAAAAUGGGAAAGGACUUGAACAGACGUUCCUCCAAAGUGGAUGUGCAAAUGGCCAAGAGGCACACGAAAAGACGCUCAACAUCAUGCGCCAACAGGGCGAUGCAAAUCGCAACCGCCAUGAGGCACCACUUCGCAGCCAGUAGGCUGGCUCUUCUAGGCACAAGAAAGCAAAACAAAGGCAAAAAGACGAGUUCGGGCGAGGGUGAGCAAGACUGGGACUCACACACUGCUGCUGGGAAUGCAAAGCUGCUGUGGGAAUCCGCUGGGCGGCUCCUCAGUAAGUUACCGGCAGAAUUAGCACCCGACCCCUCAAUCGCAGUCCCGGUGCAAUUUCCUACCCUAGGGAAUCAGAAACAGGUGCUCAAACAGAACCCUGUGCAGGAAAUGUUCGGCGCAGCGCUGUUCACAUCUGCCGCAAGGUGGGAAUGGCGGAGCUGCCUGUCAACCCAUGAACUGGGAUAGGCCGCCACACACGGUGUGUCCCUGCGGUGGAAUAUUACUCAGCCGUGAAAAGGCUUGAAGCGCUGACUCACGCUCCCACACGGACGAACGAACCCUAGUGACAACGCUGCGCUACGGGAAAGCAACCAGGCACAGAAAGCCGCCUAUUCGCCCAGCGAUCCCGCGUGCAGAAAGAAGUAAGUGUCCGGGACAGGCGAACCCCUAUGGGCAGCAAGCCGACUAGCGGUUGCCUGGGGGCUCCCGAGGACGGGGGUGGGGGGGAGAGGGGUGCGGUGAGGACUGGCUGCCUGACACGUACAGGGGUUUCUUUGAGGGGUGCUGCCACGGUUUGGAACUAGACGGUCGUGGUGGUCGCCCGACCCCUCUAGUGUACACUCGGGGCCGCUGGCUCCUACACGGGUGUUGUGUGUGCACAAUGCGCCCGCCCAGCCAAAAGCCAGCGUUCCUUCAAACAGGGGUUCCAGGGAGCAGGCUCCCGCCCAGCACUGUUUCUCUGCAGCGGGGGCCCAUGGGAAAGCAGUGACUUCACCGGAUGUACGUGUCCCAAAACGCGCACCCGACCAAUGAUGGGGUCGGUCUGUGACCUCUAGGAUAUAGAGUAGCGGCUUUGGAACGCUGCCGGUCGGAAACUUCGGGCCAACUGGCUUUUUACACCGCUUCCCGCCACAUCGCACCAUAUCCAGCCCUAUCCGACCGCAUCCAGCCGCACCCGACCGCUUCCCGCAGCGCACGCCAGACCGAGGCCCGUCCGAGAAAGCGCAGCCGAGGCCCAGCAUGCCUGUGAGGAGGAGCCGUCGAGGGUCGUCCAGUGGCCAGAGCCGGGUCCGCUCCCACACUGCCCCAGCCGAGUUGACGUUCUCCGUGAGCCACGUGGAGCGCCUCCUGCGGGAGGGCCGCUACUCGCAGCGCCUGGGCGCGUCCGCCCCGAUCUUCCUAGCGGCCGUCAUCCAGUCCCUGACGGCCAAGGUCCUGGAGCUGGCCGGCAUCGAGGCCCGGAACAGCGGCAGGAGGCUCAUCACCCCGGGUGUCGUGGACAUGGUGGUCCACAACCACCCGCUGCUCAGCGCCUUCUUCCAGUCCACCAUCAUCUCCCAGGCGGUCCCGGGCUGGAACUAGCUGUCCCACGCGACGUGGGGUCCGGCGGGCGCCAGGCCUACUCGUGGCCGGGGUGGGCCCCGGCCGGCCUGGUGCCUCAGGCAGUCACUGAAAGCCAAUAAAGUGUUUGGAGAAA
Acinonyx jubatus (cheetah) is the source of this 2343-nucleotide messenger RNA. RefSeq names its product histone H2A-Bbd type 2/3. Lineage: Eukaryota; Metazoa; Chordata; Mammalia; Carnivora; Felidae. The coding region runs from base 1887 to 2228 and encodes 113 amino acids. Gene Ontology annotation, molecular function: structural constituent of chromatin; protein heterodimerization activity; DNA binding. The transcript has a single exon. The record is from RefSeq and is a predicted model, not a curated record. Gene Ontology annotation, cellular component: nucleosome.